AUGGAGGACUGCGUGUCCAUGGGUGCCGACGCCCUCAGCUAUUUCAUGAACAUCGGAGUGGAGCUCCGGGAGGGGAAGCCGUUCCACCGCCAGUUGGAGCUGAUAUGCCCCGCGGUCUCCGUGCUCAUCCUCGUGUACUUUACCGUGCGUGGAGCCCUGGGGGCGCUCGACACUCUGCGGGCGGACGCGGAGAACGAGGAGCCGGUGAACCCCUGGAUAGUGAUGGCCUUUGCGAUCUGGGGCAUCGUCUUCGACUGUUUCGCGCUGCGGGCGUUCCUGAGCAGCGCGGACGUGGGCAGCGCCCAGUCCAACAUGAUGUCGGCCCUGCUGCACGUGGGCGCCGAUUUCGCGAGGUCGGUCACCACGCUCAUCGAGUCGGUGCUCAUUAUCGGGUGGCGGAUUUGUUUUGGUUUUGACAGCGUGAGGACCGAUGCUUGGGCUUGUUUGAUGGUGUCUGGCACCAUACUGCUCGGUGCCGUUGCAGCCGUCGUUGAGAUUGCGAGGGACUUCACGGCAAAGGGCUGCGCCUCAAAAGAUGACGCGCGAGAGGUGGCACUGAGAACUCCGAAUUCUGCCUAA
Molecule: messenger RNA, 579 nt
Organism: Prorocentrum cordatum
Lineage: Eukaryota; Dinophyceae; Prorocentrales; Prorocentraceae
Source: the annotation of a GenBank genome assembly